UCAUUUUCCUUUCCUUUUCUGGCCUUUCUUCUUCGACGCACGUACACUAUUCUCCGUCUCCUCUUUUCUCUCUCUCUCUCUCUUUUUAGAAGGAACAUAAUCAACGUACUAAUAUUUGAACUACGCAGAAAAAAAGCCAAACGUUAUCGUUAUAAUUUUUGUUUCUCCUUUCGAUCUCUCCGCCCCGAAUCUUUUUAAAACAGACCAACCAGAUAAAUUUCUGAUUCUCAGAUCCUUUUUUCAAAGCGAUUCCUUGAUUAUAAGCCAUUGCUUCGAAAUGAGCACGGGCGACCUUCUCAGCAUCGACCCUUUAGAGCUCAAGUUUCCUUUUGAGCUGAGGAAACAGAUCUCAUGUUCUCUUCAAUUGUUGAAUAAAACCGAUGAUUAUGUGGCUUUCAAGGUGAAAACAACGAAUCCAAAGAAGUACUGUGUUCGUCCCAACACGGGGAUCAUCUCGCCUCGAUCCACAUGCGAUGUUAUAGUUACCAUGCAAGCGCAAAAAGAGGCUCCUCCGGAUAUGCAAUGCAGGGACAAGUUCCUCCUUCAAAGUGUAAAAGUAAAUGAUGGUGCAACAGCGAAGGAUAUAACUGCAGAAAUGUUCAACAAGGAAGCUGGGCAUGUUGUUGAGGAGUGCAAGUUGAGAGUGAUUUAUGUUUCUCCACUUCAACCACCUUCUCCUGUACGUGAAGGGUCAGAAGAAGGAUCUUCACCCAGAGGCUCUGUUUCAGACAACGGACAUGGAAAUGCUGCUGAGUUUGCUACAGCUGCAAGAGCAUUUACUGAACAUUAUGAAGCUCAGGAUAAAUCUUCUGAGGCAAGAGCUCUUGUAACAAAGCUGACUGAGGAGAAAAAUCACGCAAUUCAACAAAAUAACAAGCUUCGCCAAGAACUGGAACUCUUGAGGCGUGAAAGCAGCAAAACCGGUGGUGGUGUGUCAUUCAUGUUCGUGAUUUUCAUCGGCCUGCUGGGCAUAAUUAUAGGAUAUAUCAUGAAGAAGUCAUAAGCGGCUAUCUCCUAGGCUUGUCUGCAUAUUUUCCCACUACAUCAUCUGGACAAGAAGUAUGAUGAAGGAAAAGGAAAAAAAAAAUUGAUGGUCUCUGGCUGCUGCUUCAAUUACUUGUGUUAGCUUUGUGGAAUUUAGGGUCCUAUGGGUCUUGUAGUUGCUAGUCGACGUUCAUUAACAUGUAUUCUUUCUAUAACCUAAAAGGAGUGAAUUUAUCUUCUUUCUUUCCUUUUUCUCAACCCACCCUUCAUUUUUUUGUUAUGUGGUUCAAUUUGGGAGUUUCUGAUAAUGGUAAUACCAGAAACUGUUAAUGGUUCUACACAGCUUUGUAAUGUUCGCAUAAAAUCAAGACUCAAUUGGUCUUUUUGGUU
Durio zibethinus is the source of this 1374-nucleotide messenger RNA. RefSeq names its product vesicle-associated protein 1-2-like. Gene Ontology annotation, cellular component: endoplasmic reticulum membrane; plasma membrane. Gene Ontology annotation, biological process: endoplasmic reticulum membrane organization. Lineage: Eukaryota; Viridiplantae; Streptophyta; Magnoliopsida; Malvales; Malvaceae. The record is from RefSeq and is a predicted model, not a curated record.